AUGUGUAUAGUUUCAGAUAGAAAUGAAAGCAUCUUCAAUGCCACAAAAGCUGUGUACCCAGAAGUACCACAUUGUAUUUGCAUGUUUCACUUGUGGCAGAAUAUAAAACGCACAUUCAAGAAAUAUCACAAACAAUUGAAGGAUAUCUUCUUUGCUUUGGCUAGAGCUUACACGAUAGAGAAGUUUGAGUACCAUAUGACAGAGAUGUGCAAAAUUGAUCCGAGAGUGCAGCCUUACUUGUUCAAAAUUGGCUACGAAAGGUGGUCUAGAGCAUAUUCCAAAGUGAAAAGGUCGAUGGUAAUGACUUCCAAUAUUGCAGAGUCAAUUAAUGCAGCAAACAAGGAUGCUAGAGAGUUACCAGUGAUGCGAUUGCUGGAGUACAUGAUAAAUUUGCUACAACAGUGGAACAACAAAAACAGAAAAAGUGCAAUGGAGACAUCUACAGAGCUUGGCAAAAAGUACGAAAAACUCCUUCGGGAAAAUCUGAUUGCAUCGGAGCAAAUGACGGUGAGGCUUGCUACGGAGAAGUUAUAUACUGUGUUUGAAGGGGUAAGGCGAAACAUAGUGUGCCUUGAAGAGGGAACAUGCAGUUGUGAAAAAUUUCAAAUGGAUGAACUUCCAUGUCCGCAUGCUUGGGCGGUUUUGAAGAACCAGCAGCUGAAACCUGGCCAGUAUUGCUCUUUUUACUACAAGAAGGAUAAACUCCUUAGAACUUAUGAAUUUCCAGUGAAUCCGAUGUCAAAUGAGAGUUUAUGGGUAAUCCCAACAGAGGUGAUGGAAGAUGUGGUCCUACCACCUAAAGGGAGAAGGAAUGCAGGAAGGCCAAGAAAAGAAAGACUCAAACAUGCUUCAGAAAAAGAGUCUAAGAGGGCGUUUUCAUGUUCUGUGUGUGGACAAGGUGGUCACAAUAGAAAAACAUGUAGGAAUUGA
Molecule: messenger RNA, 930 nt
Organism: Nicotiana attenuata
Lineage: Eukaryota; Viridiplantae; Streptophyta; Magnoliopsida; Solanales; Solanaceae
Exons: 2
Coding region: 1-930 (309 amino acids)
Molecular function (GO): zinc ion binding
Source: RefSeq, a predicted model, not a curated record